AUGCAGGAAUUGCUGGGCAGCAGCUGGAGGAAGUUUGGCCACGCCGGCAGGGGGACAUACGAGUGGCUACCCAGCGAAGCAAGCCUGCGUCUUCCAGAGACCCAGCUGCAGGGCACCCAGCAAGUGAGCUCCUCCCAAGCCGAUGCCGAGCCCUUCCUGUGCAUCCUUCUCCCAGCCACCGUCCUGCUCUUCCUGGCCUUCCUGCUGCUGUUCCUGUACCGCCGCUGCCAGGCCCCGCGCGCCCGGGCCCCGGGGCUCAGCGUGGACCUCGCAGAGCCCCUGGGCCCAGGGGAGGUGACCGACUUCCUGCCUGGCCUCUCGUGGGGCAGCGAGCAGAGCGUCCCCUACUCCCCGCUCCCCGCCCACCGGGCCCUGCCCUCCUCCUCUGCCGCUGCCGGCCUGCCACCCUCCUACGAAGAGGCCACCAGGGCCCCCACUGGGGAAGAGGCCUCUGAUGUGGCCCCUCAGUACCAAGAACGGGCACCUUGA
This is a messenger RNA of Dipodomys spectabilis (banner-tailed kangaroo rat), 489 nucleotides long. It is a transcript of the gene Smim28, whose product is annotated as small integral membrane protein 28. The coding region runs from base 1 to 489 and encodes 162 amino acids. The transcript is spliced from 2 exons. The record is from RefSeq and is a predicted model, not a curated record. NCBI's taxonomy places the organism in Eukaryota, Metazoa, Chordata, Mammalia, Rodentia, Heteromyidae.